Messenger RNA from Rotaria socialis, 399 nucleotides. NCBI's taxonomy places the organism in Eukaryota, Metazoa, Rotifera, Eurotatoria, Philodinida, Philodinidae. The record is from the annotation of a GenBank genome assembly.
AUGUUCGCUUUCUCACAUGCGACUCCCCUGCUUUAUGGAUUACAUUUUCGUGACCUGAUCUAUACAGAUAGUCACGCUUAUGCUCGUUUUAUGAUCAACAACAAAGUUCUCCUAUCGAAUACUAAUGGCCGUGCAACUACUGCUGCAGUUUUUGACCUUGGAGCUGAUUUGAAUGAUAUUGACCCACGAGAUGGAUCAGUCAUAUAUAAUGGAACCGAAGCAGGGAUCUACUUUCCUUACACUAAUGUAGAACUCGUCUUUCUACCUCCUGGUCUCCAUGUUGUUGAAGUGGGUGUACGAAUCAAAGGAAAUAAUGCUAAUGUUGAUUGGGGUACAUUUACUCUUGAGUUGGUAGAAUACGCUCCUGGUGAUAACAUCAAACUCGAAUAUCCUGAAUAA